This is a messenger RNA of Microtus oregoni (creeping vole), 597 nucleotides long. Its product is annotated as paired immunoglobulin-like type 2 receptor alpha. Gene Ontology annotation, molecular function: MHC class I protein binding. NCBI's taxonomy places the organism in Eukaryota, Metazoa, Chordata, Mammalia, Rodentia, Cricetidae. The record is from RefSeq and is a predicted model, not a curated record. The annotation marks the transcript as partial. The transcript is spliced from 3 exons.
AUGGCUCUGCUGGUCUCAUUUCCUGUCGGAAUUCCAGAUAUGGCCUGGGUCCUGCUUCUGCUGCUGCCAGCAGGCUGCCUGCAAUCAGGGAAUCCAGCAGGAUCCAGAAAAGUAAAUGACUUUGGUGUCAACCAACAAGCACACAUCUCUGGUGUCCAGGGCGACUUCAUGGAGAUCCACUUCUCCUUCUACUUCCCCUGGGAGUUGGCACCGGAUCCACAGAUGAGGAUUCUCUGGAGAUGGCAGCACUUCCAUGGGGAAUUGAUCUACGACUCUUCCUCGGGUUUCAUCCAUGAGCAUUUCAAGGACCGGCUCAUCCUGAACUGGACACAGCCUCAGACAUCCGGAGUCCUCAGAAUCCUGGACUUAAAGGAGAAGGAUCAGACAGUGUACUUCGGCAGAGUUUGUUUGAAAACGACAAAGCGCAUGGAAGUUUUUCAGUCGAUUGAAGGGACCCAACUCACCAUCACCCGUGUCUCCAGGACCACCUCUCCAAGCCCCACUACUGCAACUUCUGAAGGCCAGAUGAGCAGGAAUAAGACCCUAGAUCUGGGAACCGGAGUUGGGGUGGCAGUGGCUGCUGCUGUACUUCUGGCU